UCUUUUCCUCGCGCGCACCCCUCGCACUGUCCAUCUGCCAAGAAAAAUUCUUUUCCAUUUCUAGCGAUCAUCGUCUGGAGAGCCGCCCGUUUGCGCUUUCGCUCUUCCUGCGGCGCAGCAAACGACGUACGGCAUCGUCCCCUCGUUGUCAUCAUCGUCGUAUUAGUCGUUGCGUAGCCGUCGCCGUCCUCGAGAGGAAAAUAUCCGCAGCUGCGCGCACUCUGCUCGGCUGCUAGAUAUUAUCCUCCUUUUUUCGUGAUAACAGAGGGAACAGGAGAAGUCCUGCUACGGGCUUCGACAGGCCUCUGCGACACUCUGCAACAUCUGCAACAGGUAUAACAUCCAAAGAUGUCAGUAACCAACAAUAGCGGUAAAAAUUUACCAAGUGACAGCAGCAACAAUGCGUCAAAUACCUGCAUCGUCUGCUACAAGAAUGUGGAAUACUACAGCAUUGGUAUGUGCGAGCACCCUGUAUGUUACGAGUGCAGUACUCGAAUGAGAGUACUCUGCCAGCAAAAUGAGUGUCCAAUCUGUCGUCAAGACCUACCCAAGGUAGUUUUUACCAAGGAAAUCAAGCCUUUUCGCUUUUUGAGAAAGGGAAAUUUGGUUGAUUCAAAAUAUAACAUCUACUUUGACAAUCAUGAAGUACGAGAACAGUUUCUAAGGUUAUUGGCUCACAAGUGUUCAGUCUGCGAGGACAAUCAAUUCUUUAACUCAUUCAACAGCCUUAAGGAGCACAUGAGGAGAAAACAUGACCUUCACUAUUGUGACCUUUGCGUUGAAAACCUCAAGAUAUUCUCUCAUGAGCGGCGCUGUUAUACGAAGGCCGAGCUGUUGCGGCACCGACGGAAGGGCGAUUUGGAUGACAAAAGUCACAAAGGCCACCCGCUCUGCGAAUUUUGCGAACAGCGCUACAUGGACAAUGAUGAGCUGUACCGACAUUUGCGCCGUGAUCAUCUUUUCUGUCACUUUUGCGAUGCGGACGGUUUGCAUCAGUAUUACAGCUCGUAUGACUACUUGCGCGAGCAUUUCCGCCAGGAACAUCAUCUCUGCGAGGAGGGAGGAUGUGCCGACGAGCAGUUUACCAGUGUAUUUCGUACCGACAUCGAUCUCAAGGCACAUAAAGCCAGUGUUCAUGGAAGACAGCUGGGGAAGGCUGCGGCCAAGCAAGCUAGAACAUUGGAGCUUGAGUUUACAUUGGCACCCAGAGGUGAUCUUAGGAAUAGAAGAGGGCCACCCGGUGCGGCAAGAAGUUCAAGGGAUUACGAGGGUAACAACCACUCGCGAAACCACCACCAUAGGGAGCACCAACGGGAGCCAGAGCCAGAACCUUAUGUUCCAGAGCCGGAAUUUGUACGCCAGCCCUUGGUAGAUGUACAAAGCACCGAGGAGUUUCCAACGUUAGGCAAUGCCACGCCGUCCCUCGUUUCAAGCAGCCUUGGUCCUGCGAAGGGCCGAAGCAAUCUUACGAUCCGAGGCAGUCUACGCCAGGGUAACUACAACGAGAACUUUCCCGCCUUGGGACCUGAGGCUUCGUCCAAUCCUUCCAAGUCUGCGUCUGUGUCGAGUUCUGGGCCGUCGGCUGCUAAAACCUUGAAUUUCAGUUUAUCGAGCUCAAAUAAGGCGUCCACGGUUGUAAGACAGCAGAGCGCUACUCCCAAUUUAUCGAUCCAUGUCAAUCAUAGGCCAAACGGUACAGUAACGACGCGUUUAUCCGGUGCGAAUCUACGCAUUAGCAGUAGUAGUAGCAGCAAUAGUAACAGGAAUCCAGCGAUGUCCUCGGGAUCUCAGCCGCGCGACCUAGACUUCCCAGCGCUGGGACGUUCGGUUGGUAAUCUGGCCGGUCAAUCGGCAACAGCUCUUUUGAGCAGUCAGCCGCAACCGCAGCAGCAACAGCAAUCCUGGACAAAAAUCACCUGUGUCAAGCCCGCAGCCAUGCCAAAAGCUAAGAAGGUCGCACCCGCACCACAGCUCGGACCAGCACUCAACUCUGGGGAAGACUUUCCUAGCCUUGCCAAAGGGUCGACAACGACUGCCAAGCCACCUUCUGCUACGUGGGUCCAAGUCCAAUCUUCAGGUACGAGCAACGAUUCGUCCAUAAUGACGGAUGCGACAAAAGGCAAAGCCAAAAAGAAAAAGAUGAAACAGCAACAACAGACAGCCAGCAAUGGUAACGCUUCGAGUUCGGAUUCGACUUCGAAAUCUAAUCCGAAGAGUAAGGAUCAGGAUCCAAGCAAGAAGGACAAGAGUAAAUCCAACAAUAAACAGAACUCCGAGCAAACUAGCAGCAAUAACAAGAUCAACAGCACUAAAGUGUUGAACCACGUUGCUGAGACAUCGGCUCCCGCACCAGCGCAGCGCAAACGAUCCGAGCUCAAAAUUGAUAGUCUUAAUACCACAAACAAUAAUAAUUUAAGCGUCGAAGCGAAAACCCCCAAAACAGCCUCGACCAUGCCUGACGACUUUCCAGCAUUGGGCAGAAACCUAGGUCGUCCUCCAGGUUUGUCGAGUCCACCCCCGGGUUUCACGGCGGCUCCGCCGCCAGGUUUCUUAAGUCGACCGAAUGGUCUGACAUUUACUAACAGCUCUGGCGAGAGCUAUGCCAUUGUACCUGAGGAAACAGAGCGAGAUCGCUAUGCCUACCUGCCGCCGGCCAAUUUCCAGCGGCGCAACCAAAAUCUCAUCGCAGAGUUUAACAAUUGUUUCGGCGGCGAGGAAAGCGAGGAACUCAAAGCCUUCCGAUACCUAAGCGGACUCUUCCGCACUGGCAUCUGUGAUGCUGACCAGUACUACAAGCAAUGCCGAACAGUGAUGGGCGCGGAGUCGUUUAAGCGCCUGUUCCCAGAACUAUUAGCUCUACUACCGGACAUUGAAAAACAGCGCGAGCUGUUCGAAGUGCACCGGCGCGAGACAAACGCAGGCGCCCGGAUUAAGGGUCUUGAGGCCUGCGCUAACUGCGGACAAAUACUGCGCAGCUCGGAUCUCCAGGCGCAUGCCACUAGUCACACUCUUGAGAACCACUUCCCCGCGCUGGGCACGGGCACCGCCACCUCCUCCACUGGUGCAUGGUCCAAGAAGUAACUCGAUCACUCUUCUCGAAUUUUGUAAAGAGCCUUACUGUUGUACCAUUAAUUAAUCGGGUGAUUAGUGCCGAGUGCCUGAGUCCCAAGCUUGUUGCUGAUGCGAAGGACUUAUUAAGUCCAUGCUCAUUCUCGUGUUCAUUUGAAUAUGCAAAUAUAUUUUUUUACUCGGGCUAUUUUCACUGAGGUCCGCCAAUAAUGUCGAUUGUUUCUUUGUGCGCGCAACGAACGUAUGUAUGAUUUUACGUAAAAAUUUGCUUUUAUGAAUGAAAUUAGCACAAAAAUUUCGAAAUUAAAUUAAAGAUAUAAUUGCUCACAUAUAUUUAAAGGCUGUUCAUUUUUAUGAAUCUAAAUUAAAUUGCCAAGUCUAUUUUUUUUUAAGAUGCAAAAUUAAAAAUCUCAUUUAGGGAUCUAUGACUGCCGUCUCGAAUGAAUGAAAUUAAAUUUGCUAAUUUUUAGCAACAAAUUAGGCACAAGAUAAUUAUUAUGAGUAGAUUGUAUUGUGGAAUUUUUUUAGUAACUCAGCCAAUCCGGCAAUAAGAUUGAACAAAGAUGUAAAAAAUUUUCCAUAAAAUAAAUAAAAAUGUAGACUAAACAAACAAAGCAACGAUGAAGGAUUUAACACUUAAAAAUUAGCAACUUUUAUCAAUUGACCUCUAAGACAUGAUUUUUUAAAAUAAAAACUGUUCAAGAUGAGAGUGUACGUAUACAAACAUACCACAAAUAGGUUUCAUUUCAAAGCUUAAUGCAUAUCAAUGAUCAGCUGCUUAUUGCAAGUCAAGAUAUGAAUGACGCGUCAAUUGUACCAAACACAAUCUUUGUGAAUCAUUUAAAAAUGCGUCAAUUAUUAUACUCGAGUUUAACACAAACAUAAAAUCCCUGCAAGACUUUUAUAGAUUUUGAUGGUUACUUGAUUAUCUUUUGUAUAUGUAUAUAUACUAAGAUUAAACAGUGAAAAACAAAGAAUGCAAACCGCAAGCGUUUGCUCUACCUACUCGGAAGGUAUAUGUACCUAUAUGUAUAAUAAUAUUAAAAGUAAGGUCGUCAUGUAAGUAGUAUCAGUUUCUAGAAAAUUUUUAACACAGAAAAUUCAAAUGGACCCAAAAUUAUGUAGAUUUCAAUUGAGUAUUGGGUCUUUUGACUUUAUAACAAAAAUCAAAUGGGAUUAUUUAGAUUCAAAAAUGGUUGUUCUGUGUGCAACGGGUAAGGUAAAAUUACGUAAAGUAUCCCUUCGAUGCUGUCCAAUGUGUAUAUACAUUUAUGCCGUUUUGUACAGUAGCAACAUGUAUGCAAAGACUACUAAAAAGUAAUUAAGUAAGGCCUAAUUCUUGGAAAGUUGUUCAGGGCGCAAUAAGUGAAAAUAUUUGUCAAACGAUUUUCAAAAUAUGCGAUGUAGAGGAAAUGUACAGUUUGUAUUAAAUUAUCAUUGACGUUUAAAAA
Nasonia vitripennis (jewel wasp) is the source of this 4520-nucleotide messenger RNA. RefSeq names its product E3 ubiquitin-protein ligase ZNF598. The coding region runs from base 349 to 3081 and encodes 910 amino acids. The transcript has 9 exons. The record is from RefSeq and is a predicted model, not a curated record. Gene Ontology annotation, biological process: rescue of stalled cytosolic ribosome; protein ubiquitination. Gene Ontology annotation, molecular function: ribosome binding; ubiquitin protein ligase activity. Lineage: Eukaryota; Metazoa; Arthropoda; Insecta; Hymenoptera; Pteromalidae.